Molecule: messenger RNA, 972 nt
Organism: Aspergillus luchuensis
Lineage: Eukaryota; Fungi; Ascomycota; Eurotiomycetes; Eurotiales; Aspergillaceae
Exons: 3
Coding region: 1-972 (323 amino acids)
Source: RefSeq, a predicted model, not a curated record
AUGCAGGCUGAACUGAUGCGAGAAAUCAAGGACAAAACGGGGGCUUUCAACCGAGCUCUGGAUGAACGGCAUAAUAACCAGGGAAGUCGGGAAAGUGUGACCGAAUCUGUGCUCGAGUUGAUUAACGUGGUUUGGCCGUUGUCGGCACAAGAAGGGCAUGAUUCGACCGAACUUCGCCAAGUUAUCCGUUAUGUCUCGAACCAACUUCGCCCCGGUGACGACGACGAGUUGCUGCCAUCCCGCUCGGAUCCCUCGCCUACAUGCAAUAGCGUUGAUGUGCCGUCGCCCCCUUAUUCACUAUAUGUAGAGAGAGAUGGCGCGGAGCGCACGACCGCACGCGCAAAAAGCCCUCUAAAUCGAGUGGAUGGUCUUCUGACGGGCCAAGUAGAGACAGAUCUCCUGAACAUGGCUGUUUCACCUAGCGACCUUGCCGCUAUUUUUCCAGAAGACUUCUAUGGGGACAUGUUAAACAAUGAUAUGGAAUUGGCUCCUCAAAUCUCUCAAUCUCAGGGUUUCGAGACAUCGAUGGCAAUGGUUGACACUAUGGAAGACUCGGGUCUGCACUCACUUACGCCAGGAGAUGAUUCUUCGCUGCCAUCACAGUUGACUCCUCAAUUGGAUACCAGUACGAGCGUGGACUUACAACCAUAUACGUCGACUGAGUUCUGGGAGGCAUGGUUGGCUGAGUUAGUUCCAAUGGCCUGUCCUGACUCUCCCGCAGGUCUAGGGGCUCCCAUUGCAACCCCAAGCAAUGACCUUUACCACAACUUGAAUGGGCUGGUGCCUGUGACACCUGAUCUGCAUGAUCAUCUUGAUGAGAGCGAGGUUCCCGCAGGACUAUUUGUUUCCAGUACCCCAACGUCAACCAGCAUUGCGAUCAAUGUGGACGACAUUGCCACCGGCCUAGAGAACAAGGAUUCAGAGCCCAAAGUGAUUGAGCAGAUAUUCAGAUUGGAUAGCUUUCCCGCAUAG